Messenger RNA from Conger conger (European conger), 5289 nucleotides. RefSeq names its product transcriptional repressor CTCF-like. The coding region runs from base 1111 to 3384 and encodes 757 amino acids. The transcript is spliced from 12 exons. Gene Ontology annotation, molecular function: DNA-binding transcription factor activity, RNA polymerase II-specific; RNA polymerase II transcription regulatory region sequence-specific DNA binding. Gene Ontology annotation, cellular component: nucleus. NCBI's taxonomy places the organism in Eukaryota, Metazoa, Chordata, Actinopteri, Anguilliformes, Congridae. Gene Ontology annotation, biological process: regulation of transcription by RNA polymerase II. The record is from RefSeq and is a predicted model, not a curated record.
GGAAGUUGGCUAACGUCUGUAAGCCUAGCUAGUUCGCAUGUUCGAGCUGUUGGCGUACGUAUUCUAGCGAGCUGACAAAAUCUGAUUUUACGUUUAAUCUCUGGCAAUAUCUGCGAUAUUAAGUAUAUUACCAUUUGCUACCUUACCAUUAUUCCCUAAAUGUGAUUGCCGAUGUAACGUUAGCCUUGUUAAAGCAAGCUAUUUUGUUGCAAACGUUAGCUAGAUUCGUCUGAUACGUUUUCUUACCAAUCCCAUUCCCUCCUCCAAAAUGAAUGCGGCUAGCUAAUGUUACUGCAGCAGACCUUUCGUUCAGCAAUACUGACAGCUCCCUCUAUAAGUCGCCAGAUAAUGUUACAAAACAAGAUUUUCCCCCGGGCAGUAUGGAAUGGGAUCGUUCGUCAUUCAAUAGCACUUCGCUUUUGAUUCACCACUACUUCUGCUUGGCUAAUAUGUGUAGAAAAUAUAUUGCUAACGGUAACUAGCCAACUAGCAAUGGGGUGGGGAUGAGUGUUUACGUUGGCGCGCAAUCAAGUUUUCGAUCGUUUAAAAAAUAGACUGAUAUUAACUUUAAUCAUUCAACAACUAGAAUGUGAGCACCAUCUGUGUACUUUUUGACACCUCAAAUAGCUAUGUAAUGUUACAUUAUAAUGUUCAGUCCGCCAACGUUAAUGUGUUAGUUUAUUUCAGUUUUGCAGCUCUCUAACGUUAGCUAGCUAGCUAAUGCAACAAAGCAGCUCACUUCGAAGCUAGCUAAAGCUUGGUCACUCGCUAAAGCUUGGUAACUCGCUAGCUGGUUAGCUUGUCCCCUUGUAGCAUACUUAACCCACAAUUGUUACCUGUUAAAAAUAACCUUGAAUACUGUUCAAGUUCGAGCUAAUGUUACAUAACCCAUUGGCUACAAGUAUGGAUUUAGUUCAGGUUUGUCUAAUACAUGCCAGUAUCCGAUUGGUAGUAAAUGCAGAUUUGGCAGACAUUUGAUUAUCGAAGCUGAUAAACGGUAGAAGCAAGUUAUCUUUCAGAAGUGUAGAUAAUUGUCGCUGCUGUGCUCUGCUCCAAUUUAUUUUCCUUUAAAGGUUUAUCUGGUCCAGCAUAACGGAGUGUGUCGGACGGAUGGAAGGCGAGCCCACUGGCGCUGUGCUGGAGGAGGCCGGAGACGCCUACAAAGCCAAGGACUGCAGGACGUACCAGCGGCGGCGUGAGGGCGGGGCCGAGGAGGAUGGGGCGGAGCUGCUGCAGGCCGUGGGCCUGGAGGGGGCGGGGCCCCAGCAGCAAGCCGCGGCCGGGGUGGUGGAGAUGAUGGUUAUGGACACCCUGGACCCCACGCUCCUGCAGAUGAAGACGGAGACGCUGGAGCACCAGCGCCACCCUGAGGUCGGGGUGGCGGUGCCGGGCACGGCGCACGAGGCCACGGUCACCACGGCGGACGACACGCAGAUCAUCACGCUGCAGGUGGUGAACAUGGAGGAGCAGCAGCUGGGCCUGGGCGAGCUGCAGCUGGUGCAGGUGCCCGUCUCGGCCGCCGCCGUCGCUGUGGACGAGCUGCAGGGCUCCUUCGCCGACGCCACUGCCGCCAUGCCCAAGGACGGCGAGCCCGUCAUCUGCCACACGCUGCCACUGCCUGAGGGCUUCCAGGUGGUGAAGGUGGGGGCGAACGGGGAGGUGGAGACGGUGGAGCAGGAUGAGCUGCAGGUGGAGGAGCAGCUGGCCCAGUCCCAGAACGAGGACCCCUCCUGGGCCAAAGACCCCGACUACCAGCCCCCCAUGAAGAAGACCAAGAAGGCCAAGAAGAGCAAGCUGCGCUACGACACGGAGGAGGGCAAAGACAUGGACGUGUCCGUCUACGACUUCGAGGAGGAGCAGCAGGAGGGGCUGCUGAGCGAGGUCAACGCCGAGAAGGUGGUGGGCAACAUGAAGCCCCCCAAACCCACCAAGAUCAAGAAGAAGGGUGUGAAGAAGACCUUCCAGUGCGAGCUGUGCAGCUACACCUGCCCGCGCCGCUCCAACCUGGACCGCCACAUGAAGAGCCACACCGACGAGAGGCCACACAAGUGCCACCUGUGUGGCCGCGCCUUCAGGACCGUCACGCUCCUGAGGAACCACCUGAACACGCACACAGGAACGCGGCCGCACAAGUGUGGAGACUGUGACAUGGCCUUCGUCACCAGCGGAGAGCUGGUCCGGCAUCGCCGCUACAAGCACACCCACGAGAAGCCCUUCAAGUGCUCCAUGUGUGACUAUUGCAGCGUGGAGGUCAGUAAGUUGAAACGGCACAUUCGCUCUCACACUGGGGAGCGGCCCUUCCAGUGCAGCCUGUGCAGCUACGCCAGCAGGGACACCUACAAGCUGAAGAGACACAUGAGGACUCACUCAGGGGAAAAGCCGUACGAGUGCUACAUCUGCCACGCCCGCUUCACCCAGAGCGGCACCAUGAAGAUGCACAUCCUGCAGAAGCACACAGAGAACGUGGCCAAGUUCCACUGCCCCCACUGUGACACGGUCAUCGCCCGCAAGAGCGACCUGGGAGUGCACCUGCGGAAGCAGCACUCGUACAUCGAGCAGGGCAGGAAGUGCCGCUACUGCGAGGCCGUGUUCCACGAGCGCUACGCUCUCAUCCAGCACCAGAAGUCCCACAAGAACGAGAAGCGCUUCAAGUGCGAUCACUGUGACUACGCCUGCCGCCAGGAAAGGCACAUGGUGAUGCACAAGCGCACGCACACGGGCGAGAAGCCGUACAACUGCAGCCACUGCGAGAAGACCUUCCGCCAGAAGCAGCUGCUCGACAUGCACUUCCGCCGCUACCACGACCCCAACUUCGUCCCCACCUCCUUCGUGUGCACCAAGUGCGGCAAGACCUUCACCCGCAGGAACACCAUGGCCCGGCACACAGAGUCCUGCAGCGGCGAGACGGAUGAGGAGAACGGCGCACCGCCCAAGAGGGGCAGACCGGGGAGGAAGAGGAAGAUGCGCUCCAGGAAGGACGAAGACGACGACAGCGAUGAUGACCACGCAGAGCCCGACCUGGAGGACAUUGAAGAGGAGGAUGAUGACCUGUUGUCCGAAAUGGAGGUGGAGCAGGCGCCUGCCACCACCCCCGUGCCCGCCCCCAUGCCCCCGCCCGUGAAGAGGAAACGCGGCCGGCCUCCUGGCAAAGCCAACCAGCCCAAACCCGCACCUCCUGCUGCCAUCAUCCGGGUGGAGGACGAGUGCACGGGCGCGGUGGAGGACAUCAUCGUGAAGAAGGAGGCGGAGCCUGCGGCGGAGCCCGACGCCGAGCAGGGCGGGGCCGACGGCGGGGAGGCGGAGACUGUGCAGCUGCCCGUCACGGAGGCCGCGCCCAAUGGCGACCUGACGCCGGAGAUGAUCCUGAGCAUGAUGGACCGGUGAUGGCCGCCGCCCGCCUCCUGCCGUCCCAGAACCCCCUCCCCUCUCCCGCCCCCGGCCCCCUCUACGAAACCGCCCGACCGGUUUGUUUCUCUUAACCAGUUUCCUCUCUCUGGCCUUCUGGCUUCUCUCCCCUCACUAGCACAUCUGACCGCAGAGGAUUGUGGGAAGACUGCGGGAGCAGAGAAGCCGUUUCUUAAUGAUGAUGUGACGGGAUCUAUACCGCGUGUCCCAGUGCAGGGUGUGGGACGCGAGGUCCGCUUUGCUCUCCCGACUAACAGCUUACGUUCUCUCAACGCUUCUGUUACCGCGCCAGGGAAGCGCAGAUAGGCCGUUGUUCGCCCUGUGUAGAGCCCUCUCGCCCGUCUGAAGGAUUUAGGAUCUUUCUGGGCUCGUGUUCCCACCUUUCGAAUGAGUCGCUCUUGGCCUGUGGCUGCAGACCGGCCUCUCCUACCUCAGAUGAGGUUUCCUGGCUGGUUACUCGUCUUCAGCCAAGGGGGGGGUAGAAUUAUGAGACCUGUUGUUGAAGCCUGCAAUUAUGUUGUACAAAAGCAAUCUCGCUAGUUUUGCUUGUAAAUAUAUAUAUUUUUUCUUUUAGGUACAUUUUAAUCUAUCCUAGUUAUCAAAUACCUUGUAAAUGCUGAAGAAAAUAGGCAUUUUAAGAAGUAGCUUUUGGAUUUCAACCAACAAAGUCUUUUGCUUUUGGUGUGUAAAUGUGCAGAAAUACAACAAAGAAAAUCAUGUAGCAAAACAUGGCCCUUGAACAUGCCCCUUCACUGUGCUCCCUGUUCCUCUGCUCACUGCUGCCUCCCCUCUCUGGGGCUCACACACACUCAGACACACACACACACACACACACACACACACACACACACUCACGCAGACACACACACAAAUACACACACACACACUCAUGCACACACACACACACACACAGUCAUGCAGACACACACACAUGCAUGCACACACACACUCACACAGACAUGCACACACACACACACACACACACACACACACACACACACUCACGCAGACACACACACAAACACACAAACACACACACACACACUCAUGCACAGUCACACGCACACACACACACACACACACAGACAUGCAGACACACACACAUGCACACACACACACUCACACAGACAUGCACACACACACGCACACACACAUGCGCACACACUCACACAGACAUGCGCACGCACACAGACACGCACGCACGCGCGCGCAUACAGACAUGCGCACACACGCACACACACAUGUACACGCAUACACAGACACCCUCUCAAAUGUACACACACACGCACACCCUCUCAAACACAUGCGUGCAUAAAUUUGUUGGCGUGAGCCUUUCUGUUUUGGCUUUUCAGCACAGUGGACUUGUCCUGGUAGGAGAGAACCAGCUCUCCCUUCAUGAGCCGUUUACGAAUCCAAGCCAUUGUGCUGCAUCAGCUCGACAACGUCACAGCUUGGGACACGACAUGUUUUUUAGGUUUUAGUUUUUUGUUUUUUUUAAACAAAGCCGUUUUCUUCCGAUUCAUAGUAUGUUAGCGAGAUUACAUUCGACCCGGGUGAGGUUUUGCACGUGCAGGAAGCCGGGCGUGUGAAACGUCAGCGGGGAGAGGUGGUGGGUUAUGGGAGGAACGCUGUCUCACUUCCUAAAAGCCGUCUGCUUUUGCAAAGGGUUUUUACUGAUUCCCUACUACAUAUGUAAUUGUAUUCUGAUUUGUUUUGUUUUGUUUUUUUAACUCGAGGUAAUGCAUUUUUUUGUACUUGGCUUAUAUCAUGUGAGUUUCUCAGUGUUUGAAAGCCAACAUUAUAAAAUACGUUUAUCAGGGUGGGGCAUGGAGGGUGUAGAAUGUAUUGCUGUACAGCUAUUAAAACAAAAUGGCUGAACUUGAA